AUGGAUCAAAAAAAUAGCGAAAAUAACUAGAUGUAGAUAGAAGAAGAAAACUCUUCUUAAAAAAUUAACUAUUAUCAUAAUCAUGAUGUUAAUUAAAAACUUGACUGUUUGGAAGGUUAUAUGCAUAAUCAUAGGUCAUAGUAUUGCAAAAUGUGCAAAAGGACAAGCAAAGAUAUUGGGAAUAAUCACAAUAAUUUCAAUUUAGAUACAUGUUUUGAUAAUGAUAAUAUUAAAGAAGAAAGUAAAGGAUAUGAAAGAAAUCAAGAUUACUAUUAUGAUAGUUAUUCCCACUUUAACAUUCAUGAAGAUAUGCUCAAGGAUAAAGUCAGAACCAAGGCAUACAUGAAAUCUAUCUUAGAUAAUAAGAAUUUAUUUGAAGGAAAGAUUGUACUUGAUAUUGGUUGUGGUACAGGUAUUUUAAGUAUUUUUGCUGCUAAGGCAGGGGCAAAGCAUGUAUAUGGAGUUGAUAACGCUAAUAUUAUUUUACAUGCAAAAGCAAUUGUUAAAAAUAAUAAUUUAGCAGACAAAAUUACACUAAUUUAAGGUAAAAUGGAAGAAGUAGAAUUACCAGUAGAAAAAGUAGAUAUCAUUAUUUCUGAAUGGAUGGGUUAUUUUUUACUUUAUGAGUCUAUGCUAGAUUGUGUAUUAGAUGCAAGAGACAAAUAUUUAGCAUCAGAUGGUCUAAUGUUUCCUAAUAAGGCUACUAUGUUUAUCUCAAGCUUCUGUAAUGACGAAAUAUAUAAUUAAAGAUUUGAUUUUUGGGAUAAAGUAUAUGGAGUUGAUAUGUCUUGCAUGAAAUAAUGGGUCUAUAAAGAACCUUUAGUGGAUUAAGCUGAUAGAGGGACUAUUAAUGGAGAUUUUGUAAAAUUAAUAGAAUUUGAUUUAGAAACAGUGAAAAAAACUGAUUUGGAUUUUGUUGCUGAAUACACUUUAAAGAUAAGAAGAGAUGAUUAUGUUUAGGGAGUAAUAAUAUGGUGGGAUGUUUACUUUAAUUAUUGCAAAAUACCAAUUAAAUUAUCAACAAGCCCAUUUGCAAGUGAAACUCAUUGGAAAUAAACUAUGUUCUUUAUAGAAAAUGAGGAUAUACCUGUGAUUAAAGGUGAUACCUUAUCAGGUAAAGUAGCUGUAAAGAAAUGUACUAAAAAUCCAAGAGAUUUGGAUAUAAAAAUACAAUUUAAACUUGAAAACCGCGAAAUAGAUUUUGACAAAUCUUUUGUCUACAAAAUGAAUUGA
This is a messenger RNA of Tetrahymena thermophila SB210, 1233 nucleotides long. RefSeq names its product arginine N-methyltransferase. Gene Ontology annotation, cellular component: nucleus. The record is from RefSeq and is a predicted model, not a curated record. Gene Ontology annotation, molecular function: protein-arginine N-methyltransferase activity. Gene Ontology annotation, biological process: peptidyl-arginine methylation. The transcript has 3 exons. NCBI's taxonomy places the organism in Eukaryota, Ciliophora, Oligohymenophorea, Hymenostomatida, Tetrahymenidae.